GUCUUCGUCAUGCAGCUAUUCAGUCUUCUGCCCAUUAUUCUCCUGGGAUGGACAGCUUUGUUUGGAGUCGCCUACGCAGUCAAUGGUUUGUCGAGACUAUUCCAUGGUAUUGCUCGUCUGCUCCGUACAGCGUUCCCAGAUGCCUACGGCUACCAGCAUGCCUGACGCCCUGAGCCUUGAGGUUCUUGCUAACUCGUGCGUCUGAGCUUCAGAUAUGACACACCCGCGCUGCGAAUGCGGCUACACGGUCAACGCUACAAACACAUCCAGCCCGUUCGCCCUAUUCACCGAUCUCCUAG
This is a messenger RNA of Aureobasidium subglaciale EXF-2481, 299 nucleotides long. RefSeq lists its product as uncharacterized. Bases 10 to 165 code for a protein of 51 amino acids. The record is from RefSeq and is a predicted model, not a curated record. The transcript has a single exon. NCBI's taxonomy places the organism in Eukaryota, Fungi, Ascomycota, Dothideomycetes, Dothideales, Saccotheciaceae.